Messenger RNA from Plutella xylostella (diamondback moth), 1827 nucleotides. RefSeq names its product serine hydroxymethyl transferase (gene Shmt). The record is from RefSeq and is a predicted model, not a curated record. Gene Ontology annotation, cellular component: mitochondrion; cytoplasm; nucleus. Gene Ontology annotation, molecular function: pyridoxal phosphate binding; glycine hydroxymethyltransferase activity. Lineage: Eukaryota; Metazoa; Arthropoda; Insecta; Lepidoptera; Plutellidae. Gene Ontology annotation, biological process: tetrahydrofolate interconversion.
CAAUGGGUUAUCGUAGCAUAUCACGAACAUUAAUUUUAAAUUUGCUUUAUUCUUCCAUUUAUUUUAGAAACUCUCUUUAAUCUACACACCAUAAUGAAUAAUAGAUUUUUAAAUUUGUGUUUUUGUGAUAUAAGCCGGAGAUUUCAACAAUCCUCAGUAAAAAAUCAUAAAUUUGUUGUUUGCAAUGUACAAAGGAAUAUCAGCCUUCAGAACUUCAAUUGCAAAAGGAGUAUCCACACUUCAUCAACAAUGAACAGCCACAUGACAAGCAACCUGUGGGAGUCGGACCCGGAGCUGUUUGGGCUCAUCAGCUCGGAGAAGGCUCGGCAGCGCGCCGGCCUCGAGAUGAUCGCGUCCGAGAACUUCACCUCCCUGCCCGUGCUGCAGUGCCUCGCCUCCUGUCUGCACAACAAGUACUCCGAGGGCAUGCCCAACCAGAGAUACUAUGGUGGAAAUGAAUUUAUAGACGAAAUUGAACUACUGGCUCAGAAGAGAUCUCUGGAGGCGUACCGGCUCAGCGCGGACCAGUGGGGGGUCAACGUGCAGCCCUACUCUGGGUCUCCGGCGAACUUCGCGGUGUACACGGCGCUGGUGGAGCCGCACGGGCGCAUCAUGGGCCUGGACCUGCCCGACGGCGGCCACCUCACGCACGGCUUCUUCACCUCCACCAAGAAGAUCUCCGCCACCUCCAUCUUCUUCGAGAGCAUGCCCUACAAGGUGGACCCCCGCACGGGGCUCAUCGACUACGACGCGCUGGCGGCCAGCGCGCGCCUGUUCAAGCCGCGGCUCAUCAUCGCCGGCGUGAGCUGCUACUCGCGCGUGCUGGACUACAAGCGCUUCCGCCAGAUCGCGGACGACAACAACGCGCUGCUCAUGGCGGACAUGGCGCACAUCUCGGGGCUCGUGGCGGCCGGCGUCAUCCCCAGCCCCUUCGAGCACUGCGACGUGGUCACCACCACCACGCACAAGACGCUGCGCGGCCCGCGCGCCGGCGUCAUCUUCUACCGCAAGGGCGUGCGCUCCGUCAAGCCUAACGGAGACAAGGUGCUGUACGAUCUGGAGUCGAAGAUCAACGCGGCGGUGUUCCCGGGGCUGCAGGGCGGGCCGCACAACCACGCCAUCGCCGGCAUCGCCACCGCCAUGCGCCAGGCCGCCACGCCCGAGUUCAAGCAGUACCAGACACAGGUGGUGAAGAACGCUCAACGGCUGUGCGCGGGGCUGGCGGCGCGCGGGCUGGUGGUGGCGGCGGGCGGCACGGACAUCCACCUGCUGCUGCUGGACGUGCGCGCGGCGCGCGGGCUGGCGGGCGCGCGGGCCGAGCGCGCGCUGGAGCUCGCCUCCAUCGCCUGCAACAAGAACACCGUGCCCGGCGACACCUCCGCGCUCAACCCCAGCGGCAUCCGCCUCGGCACGCCGGCGCUGACCACGCGCGGGCUGGUGGAGGCGGACAUGGACCGCGUGGUGGAGUUCAUCGACCGCGCGCUGGUCCUGGCGCGCGAGGCGUCGGACCGCUGCGGCCCGCGCCUGGCAGACUUCAACAAGGAGCUGCAGGAGAACCCCGACCUCCGCGCGCGCCUGGCCGCGCUGCGCGACGAGGUCGAGGCCUACAGCCGCCAGUUCCCGCUGCCCGGAUACGAUACCUACUAAAACUUACAUAUUUAUAGCAUAGCCAUUCCAACAACUAUUCUGAAAAAAGUGAUAUCCUGUCUCGAUACAUCAUGAUAUUGUUACAUUUAUAAGUAAAAUGUAUUUUUCUAUUAUAAGAAUCUCUAGCACAUAAGUGAUAUACAUACAUGUUGACUACGUAAUAAAUAUUUUUUGAUUAUC